AUGGGCUUGUUAGAGUGCUGUGCGAGAUGUCUCGUAGGGGCCCCCUUUGCUUCCCUCGUGGCCACUGGAUUGUGUUUCUUUGGGGUAGCACUGUUCUGUGGCUGUGGACAUGAAGCGCUCACUGGCACAGAAAAGCUAAUUGAGACCUAUUUCUCCAAAAACUACCAGGAUUAUGAGUAUCUCAUCAAUGUGAUCCAUGCUUUCCAGUAUGUCAUCUAUGGAACUGCCUCUUUCUUCUUCCUUUAUGGGGCCCUCCUGCUGGCUGAGGGCUUCUACACCACCGGCGCAGUCAGGCAGAUCUUUGGCGACUACAAGACCACCAUCUGCGGCAAGGGCCUGAGUGCAACGUUUGUGGGCAUCACCUAUGCCCUGACCAUUGUGUGGCUCCUGGUGUUUGCCUGCUCUGCUGUGCCUGUGUACAUUUACUUCAACACUUGGACCACUUGCCAGUCUAUUGCCUCCCCCAGCAAGACCUCUGCCAGUAUAGGCAGUCUCUGUGCUGAUGCCAGAAUGUAUGGCGUUCUCCCAUGGAAUGCUUUCCCUGGCAAGGUGUGUGGCUCCAACCUUCUGUCCAUCUGCAAAACAGCUGAGUUCCAAAUGACCUUCCACCUGUUUAUUGCUGCGUUUGUGGGGGCCGCAGCCACACUGGUUUCCCUGCUCACCUUCAUGAUUGCUGCCACUUACAACUUUGCCGUCCUGAAACUCAUGGGCCGAGGCACCAAGUUCUGAUAUCCUGUAGAAAUUUUCCUUUCUCUAAUAGCGAGGCUCUAACCACACAGCCUACAAUGCUGCGUCUCCCAUGUUAACUCUUUGCCUUUGCCACUGACUGGCCCUCUUCUUACUUGACGAGUGUAACAAGAAAGGAGAGUCUCGUGGUGAUAAAUGUCUCUCCAUGGACUCUCCCCUCCUACGUACCUCUUUUAGUCAUUCUGCUUCAUAGCUGGUUCCUGCUAGAAAUGGGAAAUGCUUAAGAUGGUGACUCCCCAACUGCAAGUCACAGAGAAAUGGAGGCUCUAAUUCAAUUUUCAAGCAUCUCCUGAGGACCAGGAAGUGUUUUCUUCUCAAAGGGCACUUCCACUGAUGGAAACAAAGUGGAAAGAAAGAUGCUCAGGUAGAGAAAAGGGAUGUACCUGCCCCCCUUGCCAUUUUGGGAGCCAAAUAUAUUCUCGUUGGUGUACAAAACCGAGAACUCAGUCCUGUCUCCCUAUUACCAUUGAAGAUAGAAGAAAAAAGAAUGCCAGCAAAACAAUAAGAGCAUUUGCCCAAAUCUACCUAUUGCAGCUGGGAGAAGGGGGUCAAAGCAAGGAUCUUUCGCCCAUAGAAAGAGAGCACUGACCCUGAUGGCAAUGGACUAUUUAAGCCGUAACUCAGCCAACCUUACUUAUAGCAUAAGGGACCUUAGUGUCUGUGGAGACAAAAGGGGGCACCUGGCCUUAUACCUCGUUAGAGAAGAGAAACAAGGUGUUGUCAGCAUUUUCUCACUCCCUUCUCCUUGAUAACAGCUACCAUGACAACCCUGUGGUUUCCAAGGAGCUGAGGAUAGAGAGAAACUAGCUCAUAUGAAAAAAGACUCGCCUAAGGAGCAGCAGUUGCUAGAGGCUAACGGUGUAAACUGAGCCAACCCUCUGGUAGACACAGGAUAGUUAACUCUUUGGAUAGCAUGUCUUCUUUCUGUUAAUUAGUUGUGUACUUCCGCCUCUGUCAUAUCUUCACAAUGGUGCUCUUUUCAUGGGGUAUUAUCCAUUCAGUCAUAGCAGGUGAUUUGAAGAUCUUGAUUUGUUUCAGAAUGAUGCACAUUUCACAUUUUUCAGUUUGUCUAUCGCUUGUUUGGGGUUGGACCAGAAAGGUCUGGAGAAUGAUUCUUUGAUUAUGAUUCUUUAACCAAUGAAAAUUGGACAUUAAACAACACAAAUGAUGUGUAAAA
Messenger RNA from Kogia breviceps (pygmy sperm whale), 1924 nucleotides. The record is from RefSeq and is a predicted model, not a curated record. NCBI's taxonomy places the organism in Eukaryota, Metazoa, Chordata, Mammalia, Artiodactyla, Physeteridae.